UGUCCUGUGGGAUGUGUCCUGUGGUGUGUGUCCUGUGGGAUGUGGAGUCCCGCGGGGCUCCCUCGGGCCGCGCUUCUCGCCGUGGCGGCGGCGGCGGCCGCGCUGGCGGUGGCGGCCUGGCGGCGGCCGCGGCCGCUCCGGGAGGUUCUGUUCUUCCCGUCCCGGCCCUGCUGCCUCGAGGCGCUGCUGGCCGAGGCGCCCGGCGCGCCCGCCCUGCCCUGCCCGUGCCCACUGCCGCGGGCCGAGACCUCGCUGAGCCGCCUCGUGCGGCGCCUCCUCUCCGCCCGCCGCUCCCUCGACCUCUGCAUCUUCGCCUUCUCCUGCCCGCAGCUCGCCCGAGCCGUGCAGCUGCUGCACCGCCGCGGGGUCCGCGUCCGCCUGGUGACGGACGCGCAGUACAUGGGGCUGCACGGCUCCCAGAUCGGCCGCCUGCGCCACGCGGGGAUCCAGGUGCGCCACGACCAGCACGGCGGGUUCAUGCACCACAAGUUCGCCAUCGUGGACCGCAGGAUGCUCAUCACGGGCUCCCUCAACUGGACCACCCAGGCCAUCCAGAGCAACAGGGAGAACGUGCUCGUCGUGGACGACGCCGCGUGUGUGAAGCCUUUUCUGGAUGAGUUCGAAAGGAUUUGGGAAGAGUACAAUCCCACCAAUUACGUUUUUCCCAAAGUCAGUAACUGAUUGAGCUGCCGUACAGGGCUGGUGGAGCACUUGACAGAUAACACCACGAAUUUAUUAUUUUUUGUAGACAUAAUUGUUUUGUAUCCGUCUGGGUGCAACUUGGGUAAACUCCUCCAGAAAAAUGAAGUGCUCAGUGCCCUAAAAUGCCACAGAUCCCUUGCCGCGGGUCAUUCCUGUGCUAGAGGGAAUGACCCACCUGUUUGUGAGUUGUUUUGUGAGGAUGACAGUGACAGAGCUGCAUUCAGAGGCAUUAAAACAUUGGGCAGACUCGUUGCCGUGCCUUGGUGCAGUCAAGGUAUGUUCAUACCAUCCUGGGCAGGUUUUUCAGUGGUAAAAGUCACAUUUGCCAACUUGGGGUACUGCAAAUGGAAUUGUGUCACAAUGGCUCCUCUACACCAGUAACUAAAGGAGAGAUUAGAGGGCUGCAGCAGUUUGAGUUUGUAUAGAUUAAGCACCUGAGUUACAUUUCUUGUUAGCAUUAAUUGUUGAAAGUUUGUAAAAGGAAAUUUGUGGGAAAUAGGCAGAAAUUUCUAAGUUUUGACUGUGUAUAUGUUUCUUUUGGUUAAAGAUUACUAGAGAGCUCUGGUGUAAAAGAAUGAGCACAGAUACUAAUGACAGACUUGUCUUCCAGCAAGGAAGUGUAGGCAAGACUGGAAGGAAACAAGAGAAAACUGUUCUCUGGGAACAGUCGGUCUGUCUGUCUGGAGAACAGACAUGGCUGGAGUUGGGUCGCACAUUUUGGGAGAGGUCUGGAAACCCUGGUUUAUUCAGGUGCUGGGACACCCAUGUCCUAGUCUGGGUCAGUGACCUCACCUGUGCUGGCAGCAGCAGGGAGGAAAAACAAGGGGAGGGAGGUGACAUCUCUCUCCCUGCAGCUCAGAGUGGAAGAAAAAUGGUGUAAACCAAAGGAUUUCAAACUCUGAAUAGUGGCUGUGUAAGAAUUGUUUCACACUGAAUACAAAGUGCUUUAACCUUUUUUCACGUUGAGAGAUUAUUUGAUAUUCUGUUACCAGUUUUUUUACCAGCGGUGCUGUGACUGGCACUGCCAAAUAAACCAUUUUCACAGAAAA
Pseudopipra pipra is the source of this 1751-nucleotide messenger RNA. It is a transcript of the gene PLD6, whose product is annotated as phospholipase D family member 6. Gene Ontology annotation, cellular component: mitochondrion. Gene Ontology annotation, biological process: piRNA processing. NCBI's taxonomy places the organism in Eukaryota, Metazoa, Chordata, Aves, Passeriformes, Pipridae. The transcript is spliced from 2 exons. The coding region runs from base 40 to 681 and encodes 213 amino acids. The record is from RefSeq and is a predicted model, not a curated record. Gene Ontology annotation, molecular function: RNA endonuclease activity producing 5'-phosphomonoesters, hydrolytic mechanism.